This is a messenger RNA of Microbotryum saponariae, 1150 nucleotides long. The record is from the annotation of a GenBank genome assembly. NCBI's taxonomy places the organism in Eukaryota, Fungi, Basidiomycota, Microbotryomycetes, Microbotryales, Microbotryaceae.
AUGGACUCUUCCUCCUCUCCGAUUUUCGACGAAUACGCCCAGGACCUCUCGACGCUCCUCACCGCCAUCCGGACUCAGUUGGACGGAGCGGCGAGCCAGGCGAGCCAGGCGAGCCAGGCGAAAGGAGGUCAGUUGCACGAUCACGUACUUGGUCGGAACAGCGGGCACUUGUUCACGCUCGAUGGUUUGGCCUGCAGAUGAGAGCAGGGCGCUGUUGAGACGUCUGGAGAUGGAAUUGGAUGAAUCGGACGAGAUCGUCAGUUCAGUUUGGGGCGCAUCACGUGCCCGAAAGCUCGGGUCCUGCAUCGGAGCGGAACGAAAGUGCUGAAUGCUGAAUGCAACCCUCUCUUGCGCGUUCGGGAUGCCUUCGUCCAGAUCGGUCAAAUGGAAAUCGAAGUCCAAACCCAACUCAACCCACUCGACAAACAGGACCUGCAGACCAAGUUGAGGCGGCACACAACCACUUUGGCAGCGAUACGACAACAAAUCGUGAAUCCCGUCACGACGCUUUGCCCCGUAAACCCCCAUCGAGCGCAACUGAAUCAUCGAACCUCGCAACCUGCUUCACAGAAACGCCUUCAAGCGACCACAGAUCGAGACGACCUUUUAUCCACCUCCUCCCGUCCACACGUCACAAUACCCAUUUCCGACUCCGAAGAUCCUUUACGGUCCGCUUCCUCCGCACAAGCACAACGGAUCGCCUUGAUGUCAACGACGGACCAAUUGAGUCAAGGCCAGAGGAGACUGCAGGAGAGUCAUAGGGUCGCCUUGGAGACGGAAGACCUGGGCGCGGGCAUACUGAGGGAUUUGAGGGGGCAGAGGGAUGUGCUGGAACAUGCUAGAGAUGGGGUGGGUGGGUGGGUACUGCUGCUUUGUUGCGCACCAAAGUAGUCAGGCUGAUUGUGGCUGUCGGUGAUUGCUCAGUUGUACGAGACCGACGGCUCGAUCGAUCGAGCGUCGAAUACGAUCGGCAACAUGGUCAGAGUGUCAGUUUUCGAGCUGGACUAGGAGGGCAUUUUCAAGGCUCGGAGAUUAUCCGAGCGAGCGAGCGCUCACCCAUACCCUCCUCUGUCCUCUCAUCUCUUGCAGAAUGCACCAACAGAAAGCGAUUACCUAUGCUAUCAUAGGCGUGUUGGUAUUCUUGAUGUGA